Messenger RNA from Aspergillus calidoustus, 1731 nucleotides. Lineage: Eukaryota; Fungi; Ascomycota; Eurotiomycetes; Eurotiales; Aspergillaceae. The record is from the annotation of a GenBank genome assembly.
AUGCCCCAAAAAUCUUAUCAAUCAUCCGGUCAUCCGAGCCGUCGGUUGGUCGUCUUCAAAAUGCGGCUCUGUCUCUGUGUAGCCAUACUCGCAGGGCUCGUCCCCUGCCGAGCCCUAAGUUUUCAGGGUAUAGAUGAGGAUCAGAUUCCUCUGGGGGUUCCACAAGGCGGCAAUCGGGAUGACGACUCGAAUCCGCUCACCGAGGCGUUCGACGACAAGGUCGAGCAUGUCCUCGAGCAUUAUCAUGUUCCCGGGCUCGCGGUUUCGGUUGUUAGGGGUGGGAAGACGUAUGCUAAGGGCUACGGCACCUCCAACCUCUCCACCACCCCACCAUCCCCCGUCACCACAGACACGCUCUUCUUCGCCGGAAGCACAACAAAAGCGCACACGGCAGCCGCCAUCUCCCUCCUCGUCGCGAACAACACCCACUACCCGCACAUCCAAUGGUCCACACCACUCCACGACAUCCUCCCCGAAUUCAUCCUCGCAGACCCCUACGCGACGACGCAUUUGACCCUCGUCGAUAUCCUCUCGCAUCGCUCGGGACUCCCAAGGCACGAUCAGGUCCUGCUGCAGGAUAUCAGCAUCGAGGAUGUGGUGCACCGGUUAAAGUACCUCCCGUUGACGGAGGAGGUUCGGACGAGCUGGCAGUACUGCAACCUCAUGUACGUCGUCGCCGCGCAUCUCAUCGAGAAGACGUCGAACCAAUCGCUCUACGAGUUCUUCGGGGAGAAUCUCUGGGAGCCGCUGGGUAUGCACUCGACAUACCUCGACGUCGCGCCCGCACGGCGCGAUAACCGCGAUGUAAGCGAGGGGUACUGGUUCAAUCCCGAGACGAACGAAACGCUCUCGACGAAUCUGGCGUAUGCACCCGUCGUGCGCGGCGCCGGGAACACGCUCACGUCCGUGAAUGAUUAUGCGAAAUGGAUAUCCGCCCUCUUAUCGCGGUCCGCGCCGAUUUCGGAAAAUGGGUACGAGAUGCUCUUUGGGGCACAUUCGGUCCUUGCGCCGGCGGUGCAUGAGCCCUUCUCCGCGCCGGAUCUGUAUGGGUUCGGUUGGACUUUGCAGAGUUACAAGGGGGUGCAGAUUAUACAGCAUGGAGGGGCCCAGGUUGGGUUCGGGGCGUUUGUGGUGUUGAUUCCGAAGAUGCAGGUUGGGUUUGUGAUUCUGGGGAAUGAGAUGGUGGGCGCGAAUCGGGCGAGUUUGGUGCUUGCGUUUGAGAUUAUUGAUAACCUUCUUAGGAUAGAAAGGGAGGAGAGGUUCAAUUGGGAGGGAGUCAUCGACACCCAAGCGGAGGCCCUGAAGCUGUCAAACAAAACCCUCGCAGCGCUAUACCCCGAUCUCCCAGAUACAGACUCCCUGCUCCCGCACCCCCUCCCCCUAGAUUCAUACAGUGGCCGGUUUACACACCCGGCCUACCCAACCCUGUUGAUAAACUCGAGCUGCCCCGACCGCUCAUACCAGCUCAAGAACCCCGAAAAAUGGACGGGCGCGCGGCUUUGCGCGGACUUUGACAACUACAAGUCGGGUUCCUUCUCGACAGAGAUCGGGGUUGACUUGUUUCAUGUCACUGGGACGUAUUGGACGCUUGUUUCGAGUACGGCGGGGAUGGAUGGAGCGGCGAGGGUGGAGUUUCGGAUCACACCCGAUGGAACGGUGAUUGAGGUGGGCGUUGAGUUUGAUGAGAUGAUGCAGAAAAAAGGGGAGAAGAUCUGGUUGACGAGAGCCUGA